Messenger RNA from Penicillium salamii, 2943 nucleotides. Lineage: Eukaryota; Fungi; Ascomycota; Eurotiomycetes; Eurotiales; Aspergillaceae. The record is from the annotation of a GenBank genome assembly.
AUGGUUACCAUGGGCCCACCUCAGGGCGUUCGUCCUGGUGACGUUCUGGAGGUAAUCCAUGAUUUUGGUGGUCGUGGUGAAGAUGAACUGGUCAUGAUGCCGCGGGAUAAGAUCGAAUUGAUCGAACUCGAUGAAGAAUUCGGCGAUGCCUGGUAUCUCGGCAAAAACCUGAGAACCGGCCAAACCGGUCUCUUUCCAGCUAAUUUCACCAAAGCGGCCCCGCGGAAGACUCUCGCCGAAUCGCCCGUCUUCCUCGAGUCGCCUGUACAAUUAGAACCUGACGCACCCGAUUCAUCAUUCGCACAGAUCGGCAGUGGGCAAAGCACCCCUCAGGCGUCGCGCCACGUUAGUACCGCCGACAUGCACUCACCUCAGGUCGGCUCGCCAACUCAACAGCGAUCCGCAUCGUCCCCGCUGCCCCAGCCGAGUCUGGCGGCCGAUAUUCAGCAAGCCUUCCGCAGCCCUAUGGACAACCAUAUGAAUGGCGAAGAAAGUCCGGUGAUGAACGAGACGCUGAGCGUGAUUGAUGAGCACAUUACCGGGAUGAAUACCCCGCGCCACAACAGUGUGUCGACACAAGAACCGAAAACCAUGAACGAUUCCGCCAGCGAGUACAGCAGCCACAUCGACCACAGGGCUUCGUAUAUAAAUGGUCACGAAACCGAUGAUGAGGAGAAAGCCCAUCCCACGGAAGAGGAGGUUCGCAACUGGAGUCAGUUGGAGACAUCCAGAUGUUUGCGCAGUCUCGAUAUCGAUGCGAAGCAUUGCGACAUUUUUGAAGAACAGGAGAUAACGGGUGAUGUUCUUCUUGACAUGGAUCAGGAUUUCAUUUUCAUGAAGGAGUUCGACUUUGGUGUCAUGGGGAAACGAUUGAAAACCUGGCACAAAGUCAAAGCAUUUCAGGAAGAAGUGAAGGGCUACAAUCAGCAAACAGCCCGGGGAUCCAUUUCCAGUCUCUCGGGCCCUUCGGAUGAGCGCACACUUUCGCGCGCUGGUCACACUGGCCCGCUUUUGCCCCGGAUUCCCACGUUGUCAGAGAAGAAUGGCGCAGGAUACCCACGAGCUUCAGCGCCCGCGCAACACCCACGAUUGACCAGCAACAAUAGCUCCCCUAUGACUCCGCAUACACCUCCUUUCAGCCAUGAUUCGCCCAGGAGAAUCUCAGCAGCCUCAAUCCGCGAGCUUAACCACACGCGCCGUCAUUCGUCCAUUGAUGCCACUCAACGGGGUGUGUCUGAUUCAGGCUUCCAUCAAAAGAAGCCCUCCUUUGAUCGCUCCUGGACUCUGAACUCUGGCCCGCAUACUAUGCCGGCUCGUCCAGGGACCUCACUCGGAACGACGUCCGGCUUCCGGGCACCACUGAUGGGGGAGUCUGACUCUGUCAGCAAUUCGUACACCACUACUCCCGAUCAAACAGAUGAUCUAGAUCGGGGCUACUUCUCAGGCACUGAGGUUGAUUCGCGCCGUAACCGUCGGGUUUUACAGAAGCGCAGCUCUACCGGUGGGAGUAUGAAUCACUCUCGCAAGUCGAGUUAUGCGGAUGAUCCAUACAGGGUCAUCUCACCAGCAAAGCGCCACUCUCGUGUCAGCAGUGUUGACUCGAUCCGUGAAGCCGCCAAGCAUGUGUCCCCUGCAGCCCAGGCCUAUCAUGGCACCCCACCAAAGAGUCGCCUGCGCAGUCUAAGCACGCGUGUCUCAGAGCGUGGAGGCUCUAACUCUCAAUCAUCAAAUUCCGAGGGCAAGAGCGGCGGGUUCUUCGCCAGCUUCCCUCGGGUUGGAAGGAGCGACUCGGACAACUCGGCUCGUCCUUCGCCGACGCCGUUCCAGCCACUGAAGAAUGCAGGCCCCAAGUUCCGUCGGGCUAUGGGUCUCCGUGCCAUCUCUGACGUUGUCGGGAAAAAACUCGAUACCUCGGCGCCCGCUUCGCCGAAGGAAUUUGAUCCCUCGCCUGCUCGCACCGGGUCGACCACUCCAUCAGCGACGUCGAAGAGCUCAGAGCGCCAUAGCACGGAUGGGUCUGGUAAGGCCGUUGAUAGCCAGGCCCUUGCUGUUCGCCCUCGUACUGUCAAGUCUAAGAAAGAGACCAGUGCCUAUACCCGCGGUCUUGAGAAGAAGUCGCCGCAGGAACAGGUGGACGGUUGUGACUAUAGCGGGUGGAUGAAGAAGAGAUCCUCCAACUUGAUGACGACCUGGAAGCCUCGUCUGUUUGUUCUGCGUGGCCGUCGCCUGUCAUAUUACUAUUCCGAAGACGACACCGAGGAAAGGGGAUUGAUUGAUAUCACUGCCCACCGCGUUCUCCGAGCGGAUCAAGAUCCUAUAAUUGCCCUCCAUGCAACAAUCACCGGAUCAACUGCCCUGCCGGCAAAUGCCAACACUACUGUCGACAGUACAGGUGGGACCAAACUCACAACUCCUUCGGUCAUCCAAUCGCUCACUAGCAAGGAUGGGAGUGGUCCAUUCUUCUUCAAGCUCGUGCCCCCAAAGAUGGGCAACUCUCGCACCGUCCAAUUCACCAAACCCGCCACCCAUUACUUCCAAGUUGACAAUGUUCAACAGGGUCGCUUGUGGAUGGCCGCCCUGAUGAAGGCGACCAUCGAGCGUGAUAUGGGCAAGGCCGUUGAAAUGACCAAUAAACAAAAGACUAUCAGUCUGAAACAGGCCCGCUUGAUGAACCAGCGACCACCCGAGCUGAUGCCCGCUUCUGGCAGCACCAAGACGGAGCAAACGAUAGACGAGGAAGAGGAAGAGGCUGCUCCUCAGAAGGACAGCUUUGACCUCUCCAACGGCCAGGCCAAUUCCAUCAAUAACCACAAGGAAAGCCUGGAUAAUGGUUCCUCUGGCUCCAACGAUCCCAAUGGCCUUGACCGGCCGAUGUCAAAUCACAAUGGCGAUCUUCAUUCUGCCUUGCUCCCUGAUCCUUUGGCCAAGACAGAGUCCAAGUGA